Messenger RNA from Suricata suricatta (meerkat), 1290 nucleotides. It is a transcript of the gene LYSET, whose product is annotated as transmembrane protein 251. The record is from RefSeq and is a predicted model, not a curated record. The transcript has a single exon. NCBI's taxonomy places the organism in Eukaryota, Metazoa, Chordata, Mammalia, Carnivora, Herpestidae. Bases 15 to 410 code for a protein of 131 amino acids.
ACAGAGCAUGGAGAAUGAUGAACUUCCGUCAGAGGAUGGGAUGGAUUGGAGUGGGAUUGUAUUUGUUAGCAAGCGCAGCAGCAUUUUACUAUGUUUUUGAAAUCAAUGAGACUUACAACAGGCUGGCCUUGGAACACAUUCAGCAGCACCCCGAGGAGCCCCUCGAAGGAACCGCUUGGACACACUCCUUGAAAGCUCGGUUACUCUCCCUGCCUUUUUGGUUUUGGACAAUUAUUUUUCUGAUCCCUUACUUACAGAUGUUCUUGUUCCUUUAUUCUUGUACAAGAGCUGACCCCAAAACGGUGGGCUAUUGUAUUAUCCCCAUCUGCUUGGCAGUGAUUUGCAAUCGCCACCAGGCAUUUGUCAAGGCUUCUAAUCAGAUCAGCAGACUACAGCUGAUCGACACGUAAAAUUGGGCACCAUUUUUAACUUACAAUUACCGAACUGCCAGUGCUGUGUGGAACCGGAUCACAAGACUGCAGUUUCUUCACAGACCUCAGGAAGUUGGGGUGGGGCAGAGGCUUUCUAAAAAGUGUGAGCAGGGGGCUCUUUAUCUGAAUAAUAAUGACUUUUUAAGUGAAGCCUGAGAUACAGUACUACAAAAUCAUGUGGAUGACUUCAGCAUUUGGAAGUAAACUUGUGUCUGUAAUUUGCAUUCUUUAGAAACUUGAAUAAGUACCUGAACUAUUUUUUAUUUCUACUGUGCAACAUAGUGAUGAUUCAGAAAUUUUUCCUUUGGGGGAGAAAACAAAUAACGAACAUUUCCAUUGUGCCGAAUGUAAAAAGGUCCAAACAUGGUCAUAAAAUUUAAAUUUUAUACAAUCACCUGGCUUGCUUUAAAAUUCUUCAAACUAAAACACACCAGUUCAACCUUGUAAACUAAGCCAACUUUAUGCUUGCUUGCUGUCUGUGAGAAACUGGUAUAAAAUUAUUGAGGUGAUGGCUGUCUUGGUAGCUACUGGCAUUAUCAGCAUUAUUAAUGCCACUGGUUUUUAAAAAAUUACUUGGGAAGAAACUCAAUGUUUGAAAGUUGAGGACUCUUACACACAGAAGAUGGAAACGAGGUGUCCAGUGAAAAUACUUAGUCCAGUUCCUGUCAGAUGUGUGACAGCCCCUCUGACAUAUUACCAGCUCAUCAGCCUUGUGAUUUUCUUUUCUGGCCUAAGGCCCGGUCUUCAGGCAACAGGUUAAUUGCAUGAAGAUGUGAUCCUUGUACUUUCUCCUUUGCGUUUGUACUUCCUACCUCAUGUCUGGUACCAAUACAAAUAACUAAAACAUGGAAAUCGCAAA